Messenger RNA from Anolis sagrei ordinatus, 3608 nucleotides. RefSeq names its product calpain 1 (gene CAPN1). Gene Ontology annotation, biological process: proteolysis. The record is from RefSeq and is a predicted model, not a curated record. Gene Ontology annotation, molecular function: calcium ion binding; calcium-dependent cysteine-type endopeptidase activity. NCBI's taxonomy places the organism in Eukaryota, Metazoa, Chordata, Lepidosauria, Squamata, Anolidae. Gene Ontology annotation, cellular component: cytoplasm.
CUUUGGGCUCCUUGUCCUCCUCCUCGGCCCUCCCUUUGGCAAUGGCCCAGGAAGCCAGGGGAGGAGCUGCCAAGGGAGGAGCUGCUGCUCUUCUGCUCAGAGCCAGCAACAGCAGCAGCAGCAAAGGCAGCAGCAGGCGGGGGCUCGGAGGGAACUGACUCUCGCCCUCCCUGUUAUAUGUCAUUUGGCUUCCCUUCCACCAAGACUGCGCUGAACCAAGCCGAGACACAGGAAGACUCUGUAAUUCGCCAGGAUGUCGGAGGAGAUCAUCGUACCCGUUUAUUGUACUGGAGUCUCAGCGCAGGUCCAGAAACAACGAGCAAAAGACUUGGGUUUGGGGAAACAUGAGAACGCAGUCAAGUACUUAGGCCAGGAUUACGAAAGGCUUCGGAACGAGUGCUUGCAGAGCGGAUCCCUCUUCCGAGACGAGACCUUCCCUGCCUCCGCCUCUUCCUUGGGAUUUAAAGAGCUGGGGCCAAAUUCCUCCAAAACAUACGGCGUGAAAUGGAAACGGCCCACGGAACUGUGCCGCAACCCGCUUUUCAUUAUUGAUGGCGCCACCCGCACAGACGUCUGCCAAGGAGCGCUGGGUGACUGCUGGCUCCUUGCGGCCAUUGCCUCCCUCACCCUGAAUGACCCCCUUCUCCAUCGCGUUGUCCCUCAUGGGCAGAGCUUCCAAAACGGCUACGCAGGGCUCUUCCAUUUCCAGAUCUGGCAGUUCGGCGAGUGGAACGAUGUGGUGGUGGAUGACCUGCUGCCAACGAAAGAUGGCAAGCUGGUGUUUGUGCACUCGGCAGAAGGCAAUGAAUUUUGGAGCGCCCUGCUUGAGAAAGCCUAUGCCAAGUUGAAUGGCUGCUAUGAGGCUCUCUCUGGAGGAAGCACCUCUGAAGGGUUUGAAGACUUCACUGGAGGCGUGACGGAGUGGUACGAUCUCCGGAAGCCACCCAGCGACCUCUUCCAGAUCAUCAUGAAGGCCUUGGAGAGGGGAUCUCUCAUGGGUUGCUCCAUUGACAUCACAAGUGCUUUCGACAUGGAAGCGGUCACUUUCAAGAAGCUGGUGAAAGGCCAUGCGUAUUCGGUCACUGGCGCCGAGCAGAUCCCCUAUCGCGGGCAGAGGGUGAGCCUGAUACGGAUACGAAACCCCUGGGGAGAAGUGGAAUGGACCGGCGCUUGGAGCGACAAUUCUGGGGAGUGGAACACGGUGGACCCGUCGGUGGGGCAGCAACUGAGAAUUAAAAUGGAAGAUGGAGAAUUCUGGAUGUCCUUCCAAGAUUUCCUCCGAGAGUUCUCUCGCCUUGAGAUCUGCAACCUCACACCGGAUGCACUAAAGUCGCGCAAGUUCCGGAAGUGGAACACGACGUUGUACGACGGCACCUGGCGGAGAGGGAGCACAGCAGGCGGUUGCAGGAACUAUCCAGCCACAUUUUGGAUCAAUCCCCAAUUCAAAGUCCGUCUCGAGGAGGUUGACCACGAUGAUGAGGAAGGUAGCAGGGAGCCCGGCUGCAGUUUUGUCAUGGCGCUGAUGCAGAAACACCGGCGCCGAGAGAGGCGCCUUGGCAAGGACAUGGAGACUAUUGGCUUUGCUGUCUAUGAGGUACCACCAGAGUAUGUAGGGCAACCCUCGGUCCACCUGAAGCGCGACUUCUUCCUCUCCAACUCCUCGAGGGCCCGCUCCGAGCAGUUCAUCAACCUGCGCGAGGUCAGCACCCGCUUCAAGCUGCCUCCCGGAGAAUAUAUCGUGGUGCCUUCCACUUUUGAGCCCAACAAAGAAGGGGACUUUGUGCUGAGGGUCUUCUCGGAGAACAAAGCAGGGACGGUGGAGAUGGAUGACGACAUCCAGGCCAAUCUCCCAGAUGAGAAAGUGCUUUCCGAGGGCGAGAUCGACGAGGGCUUCAAGCAACUCUUCAGGCAGUUGGCUGGAGCUGAUAUGGAAAUCAGCGUUACCGAACUGCAGACAAUCCUCAACAGGAUCAUAGGAAAACAUAAAGAUCUUCGUACCAAAGGCUUCAGCUUGGAAUCCUGCCGCAGUAUGGUGAACCUUAUGGAUAGAGAUGGAAAUGGAAAACUCGGGCUGGUGGAGUUCAACAUCCUUUGGACCAAAAUCAGAAGCUAUUUGGCGGUCUUUAGGAAGUUCGAUUUGGACAAAUCAGGAACCAUGAGUGCCUAUGAGAUGCGGAUGGCCCUGGAAUCUGCAGGUUUCAAACUGAACAAGAAGCUCUAUGAGUUGAUCAUCACCCGCUACGCCGAGCCCGACUUGGCGAUCGACUUCGACAAUUUUGUCUGCUGUCUAGUGCGACUCGAAACCAUGUUCCGGUUUUUCCAGGCCCUGGACUCUGACAAAGAUGGAAUCGUCACUUUUGACCUGGUUAAGUGGAUACAGCUAACCAUGUUUGCCUGAAAGAAGAUAGCGGAGCCAACCCCGCACGGCUGCCUGGCCUUCCUCCUCUUUGGACACCUUUUCUUAUUAUUAUUUUUGUACCUGCAAGUGCCUUGCGUCACAAUGGGAUGGCUUGUUGCCUUUGAUUUCUCUCUUAUUUUGCUGCCACUUCUUCCCGCAAAGGAGGGAGGGCCCUCGCUUACACACAAACACACGCACGCCGCACACAUUGCCUUUGCAACGCCCACCACCUGUGCCUGGACACGCGUGACCUCGGGAGCCACCCCGCUUCACGGAACCGCUUCCUGCUCUCCGACGCCAAGGAACCACGCGACACCGUCUUUAUCCAUUACGUGCCAUGGUAACGGGACCGAAGACAACGUCGGCUUCAUAUUUUGGAAGACGGUCAUCCUUUGGUUCGUCAGUUUGGAUUUUCUCCUGCCCUUAAGCAUGAGAUGAGCUUGCUUUCAUCUUUUGUGCUAUUAAAGGAGAAGAGGAGAAUAUAUAAAUAUGCAAAUAUAUAUACAUAUAAAGACACUCUCCAUGCCAACUUGGACCCUUGGAACACUUUCCCACGCUUUGCCAUAUUUACAGGAAAUUCCCCUAUUUACAGGAAAUUCAGGCCCGGGCAAACUUGGGCCCUCCAGGUGUUUUGGACUCCAACUCCCACAAUUCCUAACAGCCGAUAGGCUGUUAGGAAUUGUGGGAGUUGUAGUCCAAAACACCUGGAGGGCCCAAGUUUGCCCAAGCCUGAUCUAGUCUUAUCUUCUCCCUUCUACCUGAAAAGCAAUGGUGCAAAUAAAAAAGUGUGUCAUUUCCUGUAUAUGUGUGCGUGCAAAUAUAUAUCGAUAUACACUUUACUAUUUUCCAGAAGCAUAUUAGUGCUUGCUGAUGCUUUGUGUCCUCUUCCGAUUGAGGAAUUUGGAGCCCAAAAGCAUACUUACAUCUCUCUCUGCUUGUUAUGGGGAUGCAUAGAUGCCCUUUGGGGGGUCUUCGGGUUGCUUUUAUGAUGCCAAAACGGGGCGCUUUUUGUCCGAGACGAAAAGUUGUUGCUCGAUCCUAUCGGAGGAUCCAUUCUUGAGAUUCAUUUUUACAUCCUCAUCCUGGGUACUACUGUUUUAUCUUCUUCCUUUUGAUUGUUUUUCUCUGUUUUAUAUUGUAGUAAAAAAAAAAAAAGACAUAUUUUAUUGCCAAAGUAAAUAAAGGAAUAAAGUUACUAUGACAAAAAUCA